GAAAUAUCGUAACCAUAAAAGUUCAUUUUGAUGAGUGAUAAAAGUGGAUGAUGAAAUGAAAUCAGUGCCACGAAGUAUCGCUAAGUACACGUAUUGAAAUUGUUUAGCUAUGUAUUCCUUUGUGGUAUUCACCCUAAUUUGGGCAUUUACAGAUAAAAAUGGAGUAAGGGGAACGGAAGAGGAAGAUUUCGAUUUCAGAAUAAUAGACGGUAAAUUAGCAGAUAUCCAGGAAUUUCCAUAUCAAGUAUCUAUUAUGCACAAUGGUUCACACCAUUGUGGAGGAAGCAUUUUAUCGCACUAUUACAUCCUAACUGCAGCCCACUGUACUGCCUACCUACCUGCAUACCAAUUUUCAGUCCGAGUGGGCUCGAGUGUUUUGGAUAAAGGUGGAAUGAUUCAUCAAGUCCAAGAAAUUUAUGGCCAUCCUAACUUCACUACUAAAUUCGAGUAUGACGUGGCCAUUAUGAAACUAGAAACUCCUUUGAAAUACAGUAAUAAGGUAUUACCAAUUCAAUUGGCCGAAGAUCAGCAAAGACUUCCACCAGCAGGGACUUUAGCAUUGGUGGCUGGUUGGGGAAGGAUAAUAUCUACGAAGGACGAGAUGUCCCCUCACCUCAUGUUCAUGGAGGUACCGCUUCUACCCUAUAAACUGUGCAAAGAAUUAUAUAGUCAUAAGUCAUUCAUCCUCGACGACAGAAUGUUCUGUGCUGGAAAAGUAGAAGGGGGUAUAGAUUCUUGCUUUGGAGAUAGUGGUGGAGCUCUGGUUAUAGAUGGAAUUCAAUAUGGAAUAGUGUCAUGGGGUAUUGGAUGUGCUCUGAAGAACAGACCUGGAGUUUAUGCAUCUGUACCGCGUUUGCGGAAAUACAUAUUAGAGCAAUCUGGAAUAUAGUUAUAAUUACAUCUAUGCAAGAAA
Messenger RNA from Harmonia axyridis, 913 nucleotides. Its product is annotated as trypsin-3-like. The transcript is spliced from 4 exons. The record is from RefSeq and is a predicted model, not a curated record. Gene Ontology annotation, biological process: proteolysis. NCBI's taxonomy places the organism in Eukaryota, Metazoa, Arthropoda, Insecta, Coleoptera, Coccinellidae. Bases 110 to 889 code for a protein of 259 amino acids. Gene Ontology annotation, molecular function: serine-type endopeptidase activity.